Messenger RNA from Vitis vinifera (wine grape), 4126 nucleotides. RefSeq lists its product as uncharacterized. Lineage: Eukaryota; Viridiplantae; Streptophyta; Magnoliopsida; Vitales; Vitaceae. The record is from RefSeq and is a predicted model, not a curated record. The transcript is spliced from 2 exons. The coding region runs from base 1866 to 4121 and encodes 751 amino acids.
ACAUUGGCCCGUAAUGCCCACGUUUCACCGUUUCUUUCUCCCCUCAAAACGCUGCGUUUUUAGUUCAUCGUGAAUACGCACAAGAACAAUUUCAAAUUGAAAUUCUAACGAGCUGCUUUCACUUGGACUUGAAAGCAUAUAGCAGCGCAUCUCAUCUCAUCCGAGUAAUCUCAGGCGACCUAGAGCCAACUCCGGCGACGGCGGCAUUGGACCGGUACUUCUAGAAACGCUUGAACCCUAGCCUCUAUUUGUCGAGAAGAAGGAGAUCUCUCAUUUUCCGAGGGAAGUUUGUGAGCCGUACUCUGUGGGGAUUCUCUUUUUAUUGAUGUUCAAAGCUUCUAUUUUGACAAAAAAAUCUUGUGAAUCAUUCACCUGAACCGUGAAGAAGCUCUCCAAACCGUGAAGUUGAAUUUUCGAAUUUCUUUUUCAACUUUCAGCAAAAUGUUUUCUGAAAUUAUUUUGUUCAAUUUUUGCAUAGAAAUUGCUGUUUCUUGAGGUUUCUAUAUAUUUUUUCUGAAAUUCUUCCACAGUAUACAUUUAUUUCUUUUGAGAUCUAACAAUUUGAUAGAUUAAACUGAUAUUUCUUUUGGCAUCAAUGUGAAUCUCUUUCACACUUUUAAAUGUGUAUGUUGCUUCAGGUGUUAAGCUAAGGCUCAUCAGUGGAUGUCUUUUUAUUGCAUGUCUCUUUUACAAAGAGAAAUUCCAUCUAACAGUAGCAGUCUGGGUUAGGAUUUCAUGAUGCAACAUUUGUCAUUUUAAAUGGCAAAACGAAGGGUUAAGAAGACUGUAAAGCAGUCUGCCGCAUCAUCUCAGAGCAACAUAAAUGAUGCUAAUGCAAAGGAACCCCAACUUGAAAAGAGAAAAGACUCAUUGAUUGACCAAGAAGGUAUGUUUUCAUAUCUGUUUGUUCUUCUUUUCUUUUGUUCACAAGCUUGUUUAGCAUAUACCUCCAUGUUCUUUUUAUUUGUUAUUAUUUUUUGAGCAAUUGUGAGUAUAUUGAAAUCCAAAAAACGCAGGGUUAAGUGGUUAAACCCCAUGAAUAAGCAAGUUAGCCAAACUGGAGAGAAGAAAAAACUGUACAAAAAAUAAAAACAGUGAAGACAGAUAUCCUCUGAUAAUUGUCCUUUCAUGAAUGUCUAUGCAAGCAAUUAUUUUCCAUAACAUCUACAGUUUAAGAGAAGUGAACUCUGUGCUAGUGAUUAUGCUCAUUAAAAUCAACUAAAGGACAAAGGGACUUAGUUUCAGUUAAGGAGGCUCCUACAAUAUGCUAGUACUUGUGUGACCAACUCAAAUUCUGCGGUGGACAGUUUUGACCAACAACCUAACUAGAGUGGAAAGCAAUUAGUAAACACCAUAGCUCUUGGGCUACCAAAUUGUAGCAGAUGACUGAUUUGUGUCUUCCCUACCACAUAUGGUGCUUUGACAUAAACUGACCUUUGUUUCUGAGUCAUCACUAGUUAAAAUAUGUUUGAGUUGCUAACCAGGCAAAGAAAAGCUACUUUUGAAUUGGUAGGCUGUGCUCCAAAUCUUCUUUCAAGGUGAAACCAUUUUCUCCAAUUGAAAAGGUGCAAAAAGGCUUUUUGCUUAAAACCUCAAAACCCUAUUAUAUUUUCACAACAAGCCAUCUGCCCUUGAGGCAUAACUUAGGUGGCAGGGGAUUUGGGUGGGUGAGGGACGGUUCCAUCUUUGAUCCCUGAAGUAGUAAUGGCUUCUGUUUCAAUGUUGUAUUUUUUCUCCCAGACCUCAGGCUUGAAUCCAUCUUCUCCCACUAAAGCUUGUAGCUUCCUUCUCAAUGUGAUGCUGUAGAAAAACAUAUAUAGAGGCUAAUUACCACACCAAAGUCUUCUUUUUUUAAAAAAAAAACGAUGGGAGAGAGUGAGAGAGAGGGCAAGAGAGAGAGAGGGGGCGUGAGGGAGAGUGAAAGCGCGUGCGACGACGACGACGAUGAGACCGGCGAGGCGAGUCGAAAGCGAAGCUUCACGGUGGAAUCCAAGACUUUCGAGCUUGCCCUGGAUGAAAGGAAAGGAAGAUGUCAGAUUCUCAUCGUGGAGAAGAAGCGGGGGGUCUCGACAUGGGUUCGAUUAGGGCUGGAAAGCUUAGGGCUUUUCAAGGAGGGGCUAAUCCAUUGUAUACGAGAUGAAAAAGAAGGGAGAUGGGAAAAGGAGUGGAGAGAAAGAGGCAAGCGGUUCACUUUGGCUCGGGGUUUCAAUAGAGCGGGUGGCUUUUUAAGGUUGGGGGUUGUGGAUCUGGAACGAAAAAUUUUCUGCAUCUUCUUACCGAGAGGUAGGAGGAACAAAAGAGGAUGGACGGCUAUGGCGGAGAUGAUUCGCCAAAUGGAAGAGCUGGCUGGUAGAAGAAUGGAGUUGCAGGAAGUAAGGGCCAACGGAAAAACUACUCCGGCGAAAUCAUACGCAGAAGCAGUCAUGAGUACAAAUCGAAAAGGCACAACUGCAAUCAAGAUGAAGGUCUCGAGGGAGGAGAUGGUUGGAAACUUACAGAAAUUGGAACACUGUCUCGUCGCGAGCUGGAAGUCCAACAAAAAGGAAGAAAAAGAUUUGGAGAGGCUGGGAAGUCUUUGGGCGAGUUCUUGGGACUUAAAAGGCAAACUAGGGCUGGCCAAGUUGGAACGAGGUAGGGCUUUGUUGGAGUUUGAAGAUAUAAGAGAGGCUCACUGUGUGGUCUCAUCGAGGAGCAGAGUGAUGGGAGGAGUCCAUUUAGGGUUGGAUCUCUGGAACCCAAAGACGGGUUGUUGGGUAGAGGAGGAGAUGGUACAGGAAGCAUGGGUUAAAAUUUUCGGUCUGCCAAUUUUGUUAUGGAGCCCGAUGAUUGUGAAGAAAAUAGGGGAGGCAUGUGGGGGAUUUGUUGAAAUUGACGAGCGGACAAGGUCGAUGGGGGAGAUUCAAUGGGCUAGGAUACUGGUCAAAAUAAGAGGUGAAUUUAGACCGAGUAUGCUUGAAAUUGAGGUAAAGGAGGAGAUUUACACUUUGGCGCUGUGGUGGGAGAUUAGGCCGGUGGUGAGACGGAUUUUCUCUGAGGCGGAAAUCAGAAGGAGAAUCGAGGUCAGGGGUGACACGUACUCACGCACGGAGAAGCGCGUGGGGAAGGAACUGAUAGAAGCGAGAACCGAGGGACUGCACCUGCCAGAUGAUGGGAGGUUUCUGCAGGAGAAUGGGCCGGGCUUAGAGCCUGGGAACCAGAUCCAUGGCCCGAUGCCCCGGGACUGGGCCUAUUCUGAUGGAAAAAUGGCUGGGUCGUCCUCAUAUGGCCCAACUAUGGGCUUUAAAGAGCAGGAGAAGGAUGGUGGGGGGCCUUUGGGCCGAAAGUUAAAAGAUAAAACAAAGGUGGUUGGUGAAUUAGAGGCAGGCCCAUCGUCUAGUAAUUGGGCUGUUGAACUGGGCUGCCAUUCUUUUGUGGAGAUGGAAGGUUUGGAAAGGGAUGGCCCAAUUGCUACCCAAGAGAAGGCUGGUUUCUUGGGCCGUUUUAUCUCCAGAAAAAGACCCACUCCAGAGGAUCCUUUGACGAGCUGGGUGCCAGAGGAGAUUAGAAGGGAACAGAGGGAUGAUGGCUUCUCCAUGACUGACCGUGCGCUUGAAGAAGAAGAUAAGAGGUAUGUCUUGCAUUCCCAUCCUAAAGGAAAUCGGGUUAUGGAGACAUUUCUUUCUCUCUCUUCUAAUUCUGAUCGGGCUCCAGAGGGGGAGUCUUUCGAUCGCCCAGGGGGAAUAGAGGAGGAAUUAUGGGGGGACAAGUCAACUUGGUUAACAAUCUAUGAGGGGAAUGUUGAGAAUGAGUAUGGAUCCUGGAAGUUGGGAGAGGCCAACAAAAACAGAGACAAGGUUAGGGGCAAGGAGGGGAAUGCUGGUGCCUCAGGAUCUCAAGACACCGAAAAUGAGAAAGAGGAACUAUGGGAGGAGUGUAGCUUAGCAAAAUUUAGCCAAUUUCUAGGUUUCUCUACGGAGGGGCUAGAAAGGGAGAUAUUGAAUUUUCUGACUAAAAUCAGAAAGAGGAGGGAAAAGAUUCACAACAAAGAACUCCUGGAGAAGACCAAAUUUGAAAGGGAACUAAAGAGGCUGGAAUGCUCUGUUAAUUAUGAGGGAGGGAAUAAGCAGAAAGGUCCCUCAUAGGGCAA